Penicillium pulvis is the source of this 1062-nucleotide messenger RNA. RefSeq lists its product as uncharacterized. The record is from RefSeq and is a predicted model, not a curated record. NCBI's taxonomy places the organism in Eukaryota, Fungi, Ascomycota, Eurotiomycetes, Eurotiales, Aspergillaceae. Gene Ontology annotation, molecular function: metalloendopeptidase activity. The transcript is spliced from 2 exons. Gene Ontology annotation, biological process: proteolysis. Bases 1 to 1062 code for a protein of 353 amino acids.
AUGCAUCUGAUCUCGUUCUUUUCGGCGGUUCUUCUUCUUGCACAACACGCAUGGGGUUUGCCAGCCGAGAUUAACACAGAAUCGGUUUUAGAUGUUACCUUGAGUCAAAUGGGGAAUACCCAGAUUAAGGCCGUGGUCAAGAAUAUUGGUCAAAAAGAGGUGACCUUUGUGCAUUUGAACUUUUUUCGUGAUAUUGCACCUGUGAAGAAGGUUGUGGUUUAUCAAAAUAAUGCCGAGGUUACGUUUGAAGGCAUCAAGCGGCGCAUCAAACUUCAGGGACUUACUGCCGAUGCACUCACCACCCUUGAAGCUGGGAAGACCAUAGAGGACGUAUUCGACAUUGCCGCAACAACUGACCUGUCUAACGGAGGUUCUUUGACGCUCCAUUCCAGUGGAUUAGUCCCUCUCGUACGCGACGGAGUUGUCUUUGACUAUGUGCCAUAUCGCUCCAACCGCCUCAAGAUUGAGGUGGAUGCCGAUAAAGCAUCACAGAUCGUCAAGGCCAUCCCAACUCUGGAUCGGCGCACUCGGAUGACUUGCGAAAACGCGACUCUAAAACAACAGCUUACAGAUGCGCUGGGCGAAACUUCUUCCCUAGCUGCAGCCGCAGCAAUUGCCGCUCGAGAUGGUUCCGCAGAUAAGUUCAAUGAGUAUUUCAAGACUACAAACGAUUCAGUACGAGCAGUGGUCGCGGCUCGGCUUGACGCGGUCGCAAGAGAGGCCAACUCGACCACAUCGGCCACCACUUAUUAUUGCAGUGAUGAGUAUGGAUAUUGCGAAAGUAACGUCCUAGCAUACACGAUCCCAGCCCGAAAUGCGAUCGCAAACUGCGGUAUCUAUUACUCUUAUUUGCCGGAACUCGCAAAAAGUUGCCAUUAUCAGGACCGAGCAACGACCAGUCUGCACGAGUUCACUCAUGCUCCGGGAGUUUACAGUCCGGGAACCGAGGACCUGGGGUAUGGAUACGCAGCAUCGACUGCUUUGCAGAGUCGUGAGGCAGUUAUGAAUGCAGAUACUUAUGCAAUGUAUGCGAACGGUAAGAUGCAGCCCUCCUUCCCGUGA